CAUCCAUAAUUCAUUCACCUAUAAACUAAACCUUACCAACUUCUUUUUUUUCCUAUUCGGCUUUUGCUCCUCCCCAACAACGCCUCAAUCUACGACGCGCCUCUAGCUACGGCCACAGACUGCACUAUUAAUAUUGGUUGCCGUCUGUGCAAACAACGUUUUUUUCAGCGUUUCCUGUCAUCCCACCUAUCCCGCAUAGGAGGAGAUCCAUCGUUCUCUUACCACGCAUCCCUUUCCUCCACAACCGCAAAUGUUCCCGAUAUCUUCCUCCGAGAAAGUUACCCCGGCCCAAUCCUCUACGGCGCGCCUCAAUCUCGCCUUCUCGAGCCUGUCGAAUUAUGGAUAUCCUCCGCAUCCUCACUCCCGGUUCGAGUUCGUGUGAUCCUGUUUCCAGGCUGUGAGCUGUCGCAACAGUCUCCCAGUCGACUACCAUUGCGCCACAAGGCGCCAUUGGCCCUACUCCGCUAUUGCGACAAGCCUCGAUCUCUAAUAGUCGUCACGGUCGCAUUUCACCUCCGCCCAUAAUGGAGAACCCACGAGCGAAAGCCAGGGCGAGCUGGGGGGAGGCCCAGAAGAUCCGCACCCAUAUGAUGGACAAAUUGUCGAAUUUUAAAAAGGAGCGCGGUACUACAAAUGCUACCUCUCGCUUUGAAGAGGUUGAGCAGACGAUGGCCGAAUUUCGUUUGGCUUGCUUGAAUGUCAUUGCUAAUGACUUCGAGUAUGCGGUCGAUAAAAAUGUUGAAGUUUUCCUGUGGCAAGCUCAUACCUUUCUCAAUAGCGAGUACCGGAAAGUUAUGAGCCGUCUCCUAUCACAGAACCAGGUGGUAGUGAGAAGGAAGCUUGAGAAGCUAUAUCGACAAUUUCUUAGACUGUCUCAGUCAUUCUAUCGUGUCUACAUACAGAAGAUGUCUGGGCGCUUUUAUAUCCCGGAGCUGUAUCAUAUCGCUCGCGAUACGGAUAUUGAGCCAACAGAGACUCCCGCCCUCGAUGCGAAGCCUCCAUCUCAAAUCCGUGAACUAAUCUUGAGAUCAUGCCAGAUCACUCUAGUUCACCUAGGUGACUUAUUCAGAUACCGAUGCCAGAUGUCAGAGAAGCUCUCGAACUCCAAUGUGAAUUUCGACAGAGCCUUAUCGUACUACGGCUUAGCAAACGCUCUCGAUCCUAAUGACGGUUCCGCUCAUCACCAAUUGGCCGUAUUGUACCAACUUCAAGCCAGGCAUCUCGAGAUCGUCUAUCACUUUCACCGUUCUAUCUGUGUUGCGAACCCGCACGAAUUGGGUCUUUACAAUCUCGAGCGAGAGUUCAAUGGUCUAGAGAAUUCCUCGGCCGCACGCAAAGGUCCUAUCAAGGACCCCUGCGAGACUAUGAUUACCUGGUUCUUACGACUACAUACGUAUUUUUUCAAGGGGGAACCAUUUACUCAACAGGGUGAACUCGAAAAUGAAGUUCUACAUCGUAUUGAGACAACAGCGAAGUCCGAUGCCGACGAAGCUGUCCUGCGCAAAAUGAUCAUCAUUAAUAUCGCAGCAUAUGACGUUGCUCUCGAGCGGGUGAAAUCUUCCUGGUCAAUUCAAGGGUCCCAGUCUGCUCAAUUCCUACUAAGAUUCAACAUUCGCACGGUUCUCAUUCUUCUUCGAGUGCUCAAGAAAGAGUUACUUGACGAGUCCGCAACAUCUCCUGCUGACGGAAAUGAGAGUGGGGACCUUGAAAAUGCUGGGAGUCCAAUCUGCUUCAGUCGGCUUUUGACGAAGCUAUUCCCCCUCAUCCGUAUCUACAUAUCGUGGAUAUACGUUUGUAGGGCCGACGCUAACAACUAUCGCGAAUUCCUUGAGCCAUAUAUCAGUGAAGUAUACAGGCUCCUUGCCGAUAGUCUAACCCUACUCAACAUGAUUCUCGACCAAGCCGCAAUCACGACAUCAUCCAAGUAUCUUUUGUUGGAAGAUACUGAAGCAAUUGGUCUUAGACCAUUCAGCGAUCAAACCUUACCAUUAUUCGUGCAAGUGGGACAUGUAUCGGACCCCGAUGAAGCGAAUAAUCAGAAGCCCCGCAAGCCUCGCCAAAGGGUCUUCGGCCGUCAACACGAACCUUCCACGGAAACGAUAUGGCGUAUGAGAGACAUUGUAUAUUGCGGCGUCCUUUUAGCUGCGUGUUCAAGUUACCCACUUGAGAUGACUCUCAAGCAUCAUGAAGGACGAGACAUUGAAUGCUGGGAUUUCACUGACGAGGUAUCCAAACGAGGGCCCAUAGAUGAAGCGAGCAUGUCUCGUAUGCUAAACAAGCUUAAGCUUGCUGAGAUUAAAACAAAGCCGGAGGACUUAGCCCAAGAUGUAGCUCAACGGUCCCUGAGUCCUGCGCCCUUGAGCGCUGAUAUACUAGAGGCGCCUUCACAUGAGGUUAGCAACGAUACUACAAAAUCCGCACUACAAAGACCUCGAAACAAGGGGAAAGCGGUUGAGGAGUUAGCACCUAGCUCCCUACUUGACACGGAUCUGAGCGGUGAUAGUGAAAUGGUUGACAUGGUCAACAAACUUCUAGACCCAACCGAGGAGAGCAGACCCCAGUCAAGUCAUACCCAGGCUGAUACAAGCUAUGGUAUGAAUACUACUAUGGCUAAUGAUAUAUUUGGCCGACUUGCCACUGGGUCAGCUCAACCUUCACCCUCAUCCAAGGCUAUUCCUAGUCUCCCAUGGGGUUAUUUUUACGCGCCAAUGCCACAGCGUUCCAGCAGUCAGGGCAACAAUCAAUUAGCACCCGAUGGGGACUAUGUACCUAGGAGCGCCCACGGUCAGCUUGGCGACUUCGACUCAUCUUCGUAUCUACGUGACUUGAGUACACCUUUCCGCCAAGCUCAAAAGUAUAGCAACACGGGAGAAGGCAUCGCGCAUAGGUCGCCCGGUCCUUUAUCAGCAGCUUCGGCCUUCCAUAGUCAUCAAAGCAAAGGGUCGCGCGACUCUUUAGAAGCGUCGCGAAGUGAAGUUCUUGAUAGCCUUGCUUCUGCGAUAUUCGGCCAGCAUGGAUUGGCCCCUACUAACAUGCAACGCUCGGAGAGCUACUCAAGCCGUCCGAGUGCCAGUCCUUACCUCGCACCACAAGUACCAUCUGAAACCUCGUCCAAGGUGGCGUAUCCUCGCCCUGGAAGUAGUAAUCCCGCCAAUUAUCUCGGCUCGAGCAAUAUGGAGCGAUCGGUCAGUCAACGCAGUUCCACUGCGAAUCACCAGAGCCCGCCCGGAUCAGCCGGUUGGGGCGGCAUUUAUGGUGGUGGAUUCCAAGAACACCGUAGCACCCACCUCCAUCACACUUCUAACCCCGACGAACUUGGGUUUCCACCUCUAGGAAGCAAAGGCCAACCAGGCGAACAACUCUCGUCAGGCCCGUCCCAGCGACAAAACUCCCCUUGGCUUCAGAAUCCCGCUAGAAGCGGCUCGACUUUGGCAUUCUCUCACCCAAGCAGCCUCUUUGGUGGUACCCCUGCCGCCAAUCUGGGCGGUUCUCCCAAACCUGCUUUGUCUAACGGCAAUCAUUGGAAUGCUGGUACUCCAUUUGGCCAACUAGGCACAGGCCAUAAGAAUAGGGACGAUCCCGCGCGCCGCAGCCAAAAUAAGAAUAUCUUAGGGGUCGAGGAUGAGUCGCGCGACUAUAAUAUGCAAGCCUUCCACUCUCCACUUUUAGGCAAUAACAACAGCAAAAUGCAACGCCCAAAGUAAUAACGAUUAUCAUUGUAGCACCACGCUUAAUUCCACACGACUGUUAAUAGGCAGGCGGAAAGGACGAAACGGGAAGCCAGCAAGACCGAACAUCAGUCCGAAGUCCCCAUAACCGAGAAUGGCGUCGUCGGUCUUGAAAAUGACCACCGCCCUCGCAAUAUGGUAUCACCUCUAAGGUCUUGCAAGCUAUGAAGGGGUCAGGAGUAGACACAGGGAUCAUUCCUAUGCUAGCUAGACGAUUGCGUAUUUAGUUCGUUUAGCUUACACGGCAGACUGACUACCACAUGCACCAAGGAUAGGUCGAUGAGAAAUAGCCGGAGAUCGCAAAUUGGUCUUACUAUCUAGGUGGGAAAAUGACCUGAAGUUGGAAUCGAGGACGGUUAAUAAGGGCUUAUCGGCCGUAAUACUGUGGCACGGGGGAUCAUCUACAGGCCGCCUAAUCAGAACCGAGUGAAGUAAUUUCUUCAGCUUAAUAUUCAGGCUUCUUUGAUAUCGACAGCGAAUAUGAGGUUGGGUUUGCAUAUUCUACAGCUUGAUUUAUAAUAGCGUGAGAUACUAUCAAUAAAAAUAUUAGUAAACCCCAUGA
Messenger RNA from Hypoxylon trugodes, 4290 nucleotides. RefSeq lists its product as uncharacterized. The coding region runs from base 525 to 3704 and encodes 1059 amino acids. Gene Ontology annotation, molecular function: telomerase RNA binding; telomeric repeat DNA binding; protein binding. Gene Ontology annotation, biological process: nuclear-transcribed mRNA catabolic process, nonsense-mediated decay. Gene Ontology annotation, cellular component: telomerase holoenzyme complex. Lineage: Eukaryota; Fungi; Ascomycota; Sordariomycetes; Xylariales; Hypoxylaceae. The record is from RefSeq and is a predicted model, not a curated record. The transcript has 4 exons.